This is a messenger RNA of Suillus fuscotomentosus, 3599 nucleotides long. RefSeq lists its product as uncharacterized. Gene Ontology annotation, molecular function: ATP binding; P-type proton-exporting transporter activity; ATP hydrolysis activity. Gene Ontology annotation, cellular component: plasma membrane. The transcript has 8 exons. The record is from RefSeq and is a predicted model, not a curated record. The coding region runs from base 164 to 3127 and encodes 987 amino acids. Gene Ontology annotation, biological process: regulation of intracellular pH; proton export across plasma membrane. Lineage: Eukaryota; Fungi; Basidiomycota; Agaricomycetes; Boletales; Suillaceae.
UCCCAAAUAUAUAAAGUCCGUUCAUCGACGGGGCUGACACUCUCCCACUCCUUCAUCCUCGCCCUCCUUGACACACCCGUCAAUUCUCGUUCCAAAAGUGCCCAAGACACUAUAGAUAUCUUCUGUAGGGCUUUCCCCUCCUCCCCCCUCUCCAUCGUUUCCCAUGUCCGCGUCAAACGUGGCCAAGGAGCCCGGUCCACAAGGCGAAGAGUCGCCCGUUGUCCGCUCACCCUCUCCCGAAGAAAAGAAGAAAAGAGAGUACAAGGAAUUCGGCCAUGACGAAGAGAAACCAACUCACGCAAAUGUCGACAUGUCUUUGAUUGAGUUGAAAGCGGAAGACCUCUACGAUAAAGAAAAGGUUGACCUCGAGACCAUCGUUAUUGAAGAUGUCUUCAAGCUCCUUCAAUGUAGCGAGGAAGGUCUCAAUGAUGAAGAGGCACAGCGUCGUAUCGAACUCUUCGGUCCCAACAAGCUUGAGCAGGAAGAACAAAAUGCGUUCUUACAGUUCUUGAGUUUCAUGUGGAAUCCCUUAUCCUGGGUCAUGGAGGGAGCUGCACUAGUCGCCAUUGUAUUAUCAAACGGUAAUAAUCAACCACCAGACUGGGAGGAUUUCAUCGGUAUCGUCCUUCUCCUUUUCAUCAACUCCGCCAUCGGUUUCUAUGAAGAGCGUAACGCUGGUAAUGCCGUCAAGGCACUUAUGGAUUCCCUCGCUCCCAAAGCAAAAGUCAGACGUAACGGCUCCUGGUUGGAAAUCGAAUCUUCAGGACUUGUUCCCGGUGACAUGAUCUCGUUCAAGAUCGGUGACAUUGUUCCCGCAGACUGUCGUUUGACGGAAGCCAUCAACGUCUCCAUUGACCAGGCUGCCCUUACGGGCGAGUCUCUUCCUCAGAGCAAGAAGUUGGGUGAUCAGUGCUUCUCGGGUUCGACGUGUAAGCAGGGUGAGGCGGAAGGUGUCGUAAUCUCCACUGGCGCCAACACUUUCUUCGGACGGGCUGCUUCUCUUGUGGGCCAAGACGAUGACACUACGGGUCAUUUGCAGAAGAUUCUUGCCCAGAUUGGUUCAUUCUGCUUGGUAUCGAUCGGAAUCUUUGUGCUCGCAGAGAUUCUUGUGCUCUAUGCGGGCUUCCGCUACAGCUACCGUCGUGGUCUCAACAAUAUCUUGGUGCUCUUGAUCGGUGGUAUCCCCAUUGCCAUGCCAACUGUCUUAUCCGUCACUCUUGCCGUGGGUGCCCAACAAUUGGCCAAGCACAAAGCCAUUGUUACCCGUAUCACCGCCAUCGAAGAGUUGGCCGGUGUUACCAUCCUUUGCUCCGACAAGACGGGUACGCUGACCACCAACAAACUUACCAUCGAUCGGGCCACCAUUCGCACAUACGGGCCCUUCUCUGCCGAUGAUGUCAUGCUCCUUGCCGCCUACGCUUCUCGUACCGAGAAUCAGGAUGCUAUUGAUUCGGCUGUUGUUCAGGCUCUCGGUGACUGUUUCACGUGCAUCCCCUUCAACCCCGUUGACAAACGCACGGAGAUCACUUACCGUGAAGAGUCGUCCGGCAUGUUGAAGCGCGUUACCAAGGGUAUGACUGGUAUCAUCAUCGAACUUUGCUCGCGCAACAAGACCGAGGAGCUUGAGAAUAGACUUGAAGCUGAUGUUGAGGAAUUCGCUACGCGUGGUCUUCGUGCCCUCGCUGUUGCAUACGAGGAGCUCGAUGGCCAAGACCCAGAAGGUGAAGGUAACGGUCUCGAGCUUAUUGGUCUUCUUGCCAUCUUCGAUCCCCCUCGUGAAGACACCAAGCAGACCAUCGAUGAUGCUCUUGCUCUCGGCGUGAAGGUGAAGAUGGUUACCGGUGACCAGCUUGCAAUUGCGAAGGAGACUGGUCGUCGUCUUGGUCUCGGUGACCACAUGUAUCCCGCCAAGGUUCUCAAGGACGGCCCCGCUCCUGGUGGCAAACACUUGUCACUUGAUGAGAUGAUUUUGGAUGCCGAUGGUUUCGCUGGUGUGUUCCCUGAGCACAAAUAUGAGAUCGUCAAGCGUCUCCAGGGUCUUGGUCACCUGUGUGCCAUGACUGGUGAUGGUGCCAAUGACGCUCCCGCUCUUUCCCGUGCCAAUGUUGGUAUUGCUGUUGAGGGUGCCACAGACGCUGCUCGUGGUGCUGCUGAUAUCGUGCUGACCGAGCCCGGUCUUUCCACCAUCGUCCACGCUAUUCGCGGUUCGCGUGUCAUCUUCCAGCGUAUGCGCAACUACUCCAUAUACGCUUGCGCUGUCACCAUCCGUAUUGUUGUAUGCUUCGCGAUCCUUGCCUUCGCGUUCAAGUUCGACUUCCCUCCCUUCAUGGUCCUGAUCAUUGCCCUGCUGAAUGACGGUACUAUCAUGACACUCUCAGUUGACCGUGUUCUGCCCUCAAUGACACCUGACUCAUGGGACCUCGCUGAGAUCUUCGCGUAUGCCGUCGCUUAUGGUAUCUAUUUGACCGCGUCGACUGUGGCUCUGGUCACUAUCAUCCUGGAGACUACGUUCUUCUAUGACAAAUUCGGUGUCACCUUCAAUGGGAAUCCGUCUCCUUCUGGUUCCAAUGAUUAUCAACUCCACAUGAUCGUCUACCUCCAGGUUGCUAUCAUCUCGCAAGCGUUGAUCUUCGUCACCCGUUCGCACGGUUUCUUCUUCAUGGAGCGCCCUUCUGUUGCUCUCUUCGGAGCAUUCUGCGUUGCGCAGCUUGUGUCUUCAAUUAUCGCCGCCUACGCCAAUUUCGGCUUCACGCAGAUCCAGGCGAUAUCAGGUGGAUGGAUUGGUAUUGUGUGGGUUUGGAAUAUCGUUUGGUUUGCCCCUCUCGACUGGAUCAAAUUCGCCAUGAAGGCCACUGUUAUCAAGAAGCUUCGCCAACGUCACGAGGCAGCACAAGCAGCACAGGCCAUCACUGGUGUCCCCAUCACUCGCACCCAAUCUCGCGCUGCUUCGAUCCACGAAUCGUUAUACUCGAACCGUGUGUCAUUUAUCCGCCGUGCUGCUCGCAAAGUCGGCUUCGGAUCCAAGAUUACGAUGAAGCCCGAGGAGCUUCAACGCUUCAGCAGUAUUCAAGCACAACGUACGGGUGCGACACUCGCUCGCAAUCCCAGUCGCACCGCUGCUGCAUAGAUUUUGUGAGUUGUAGAAAGGGAACGAGUGUUUCGAGAUCACCCGCAGCAAAGCAAAACACAUGGAACGAUGUCACCUGUAAUCUAAUAGAUAUUAUCAAGGCCCGCCGUCUCGCAUGUGGUGUCAUCCCUCUCUUUGCCUAUUCCUACUCAUUUCAUGUCACCAUCACACGUACAUAUAUACGCAUGGCAUUGGAUCUGGAUACCUCGUGCCUGUUUCGUCGGUUGCUCUUGGUUUGAUUUUCUGUGGUUCAGGCCAUCUGACGUGUUUACUCUUUCCGACUUUCGACACCCACACUCUUUUUUGCCGCUCUUCUCUAUAACUAAUGAUUGAUCGCUCAAGCAGUAGUGGGCCAUUUAAUAAGUGCCACUCAUGUAUAGAUUCCUGCGUUUGAUGUUAUGAUCCAAGAAAUGUCCACACAGUACAUAUGUAUUUCGUAAUUACAAUUUAAAGACAGAUGUCGUUUCAUCGC